Molecule: messenger RNA, 1277 nt
Organism: Empidonax traillii (willow flycatcher)
Lineage: Eukaryota; Metazoa; Chordata; Aves; Passeriformes; Tyrannidae
Product: small G protein signaling modulator 3 homolog
Exons: 9
Source: RefSeq, a predicted model, not a curated record
GCCAUCACACUCCCUCUGCUGGGGGUCCCUUCUCAGCACUCACUCCCAGCAUUUGGCCUCAGGACAUCCUGGCAAAAUACACACAGAAAGAAGAAUCCGUCGAGCAGCCAGAGUUUCGCUAUGAUGAAUUCGGUUUCCGAGUUGACAAGGAAGCAGAUGGUGCUGAGCCAAACUCCAGCAAGCUUCUGGGGGUCCCACUGACGGAGGAGCCGCAGCAGCGGCUCAAGUGGCAGGCUCAUCUGGAAUUUACACACAACCAUGACGUGGGCGACCUCACCUGGGACAAAAUUGAGGUCACCCUACCCCAUUCAGACAAACUGCGCUCCCUGGUGCUGGCUGGCAUCCCACAUAGCAUGAGGCCUCAGCUGUGGAUGCGCCUUUCAGGGGCUUUGCAGAAGAAGAGGAACUCAGAGAUGUCAUAUCGGGAUAUAGUGAAAAACAGCUCUAACGAUGAAACCAUUGCCGCCAAACAGAUUGAAAAGGACUUGUUACGCACAAUGCCCAGCAAUGCCUGCUUCUCCAACAUGAACAGUAUCGGAGUGCCAAGGCUACGCAGGAUACUACGGGGACUUGCCUGGCUCUACCCAGAGAUUGGAUAUUGCCAGGGCACUGGCAUGGUGGCUGCUUCUCUGCUGCUCUUCUUGGAGGAGGAAGAUGCCUUCUGGAUGAUGUGUGCUAUCAUCGAGGAAUUGGUUCCUGCCUCCUAUUUCAGUACCACUCUCAUGGGCGUGCAGACAGACCAGCGUGUCCUGCGGCAGCUCAUCGUGCAGUACUUGCCUCGCCUGGACAAGCUGCUGCAGGAGCAUGACAUUGAGCUCUCCUUGAUCACCUUGCACUGGUUCCUCACCUCUUUUGCUAGUGUUGUCCACAUCAAGCUGCUGCUGCGUAUUUGGGACCUCUUCUUCUACGAGGGCUCUCUGGUGCUGUUCCAAGUCACUUUGGGCAUGCUAAGUAUGAAGGAGGAUGAGCUAAUCCAGUCAGAGAACUCCGCCUCCAUCUUCAACACGCUGUCAGACAUCCCAAGUCAGAUUGAAGACGCAGACGUGUUGCUGCGCGAGGCCAUGCGCGUGGCUGGCUCGCUGACAGACGUGGCGGUGGAGACCCAGCGCCGCAAACACUUGGCCUACCUCAUUGCUGAGCAAGGGCAGCUGCUCAACUCCAGCACCACCGUCAACAACUUAUCCAAAAUUGUGCGGCGCAGGACUCAGCGCAGGAAAUCUGGCAUCACCUCUCUGCUUUUCGGUAAGAACAACCAUCUGCCCUUCAUAUGCUGUUGA